CGAGAGAGGUCGCGCAUGACAAACAACACCGCGAUCGCCAAACUUAGCGUGAUCUAAGGGCGGAACACAAGAGCGGAGGAUGGAGCUGGCGGGCCACAGUGCCGUCCUCCUGAGCCAGCUCAACGCGCAGCGGGAGUUCGGCUUCCUGUGCGACUGCACCGUGGCCAUCGGUGACGUCUUCUUCAAAGCGCACAAGGCCGUGCUGGCCGCCUUCUCCAACUACUUCCGAACGCUCUUCGUGCACCAGGACAGCGACUGCGUUCGCCUGAAGCCGGCGGACAUCCAGCCGGAGAUCUUCAGCUUCCUGCUGAACCUGAUGUACACGGGCCGGCUGUCCCCGCAGGUCAUCGAUCCGCUGCGGCUCGAGCAGGGGGUCAAGUUCCUGCAUGCCUACCCUCUCCUACAGGGCGUGGGCCAGGUCGUCCCCACGGCCCCCUUCCACCCGGGGUUGGGUACCCCCCUGGCCUCAUCCCCCUACGGGAUACAGAUCUCAGAUCAGCCCAGCUGGGUCUUGUCAUGGAGGCAGGUCUCCUCCCCCACCAAGUCAGACCAAUCAGGUUCUAAAGGAGCAGCUGGUGAGCCCGGGUUGGCCCACUCCCCUGUCGAAGGCGUGGCCCGUGCAAACCCAUCUGCCACUGAGCACCAGGGCCCGGUAGCGCCCGCCACGCCGUACGGCAGGUCCGGUGCGGUGAGAAAGAGGAGGGCCUCUGGCCGUAGGCACCACCCCUGCCACCUGUGCAGGAGCGUCUUUGGCCAGAGGAGCGGGCUGAGGGAGCAUCUGCUGCUACACGCCCAGGUGCUACUGCAGGCCCAGGCGCUGCUCCCCACGGCGGGGGCGGGGUCGCUGGAGUCCAGCACGCCCGGCGCCUCACCAGGAGGCUCCGCCCCCUCACCCGGAGGCCCCACCCCCGAGCAGAGCGCCCGCGACGUCAUCGUCGUCAGCGACGGGGAGCUGCCGCCGCCCGCCGACUCCCCCGGGACGGAGGCGGGGGAGACCCCGUCCCCCUCGGACGCCGCCGACGUCCCGGAGGGCGGAGACCCGGGCCGCGAGGCCCCGCCGCGACGCAGGUACGAGUGCUCCACCUGCGGCCGCAGGUUCAUCCAGAAAAGCCACUGGCGCGAGCACACCUACAUCCACACGGGAAAGCCCUACCGUUGCGCCGCCUGCGGCAAGAGCUUCUGCCGGGCCAAUCAGGCGGCCCGCCACGCCUGCGCCGGCCAGACCGACCAACCCUGCGCCAACGACGACGGCAGCCAGGGGGAGGCGCCCUUCCUCGCGGCUGCCGGACCUUACAAGUGCAACAUGUGUGAAGCUGUUCUGUCCACCCCCGGUGAGAUCCUCAGACACCCCUGCUUUACCCAGAAUGCAGCAGUCCACGCCGGGUGGGGCAACUGGAGGGCGGUGGCUGGUGAGGGACUUCCGAAAGAUGACGAAUCAGACUGCUCAAAUUCAGAACCCUUCAUCAGACCUGUUAAAACUGAGAAAAUUUUACCUGAAUAG
Megalops cyprinoides (Indo-Pacific tarpon) is the source of this 1501-nucleotide messenger RNA. RefSeq names its product zinc finger and BTB domain-containing protein 2-like. Gene Ontology annotation, biological process: regulation of transcription by RNA polymerase II. Bases 80 to 1501 code for a protein of 473 amino acids. Gene Ontology annotation, cellular component: nucleus. The record is from RefSeq and is a predicted model, not a curated record. Lineage: Eukaryota; Metazoa; Chordata; Actinopteri; Elopiformes; Megalopidae. The transcript has 3 exons. Gene Ontology annotation, molecular function: DNA-binding transcription factor activity, RNA polymerase II-specific; RNA polymerase II cis-regulatory region sequence-specific DNA binding; protein binding.